CAACAAAUGUUCAGAUGUCGUCCGAAAAGACCGAGUUGUCUCCUGUGCCUGCAUCGGGAAAGCAAGAACUCUCCUCAGAAAAAAAUCGUGAGAAUGGGCAAACUGACAGAAGGAUGUUGCAGCCAAAGGCUGGCAGCAAGAGGCCUGGCAUCUUAAGAGUGAGUGGAACUCCUGCAAACUUCCUCUCCACAUGGCCGGCUCACAUGUCCUCACGCAUCAUUCAUCAUGGGCAGCAAAACUUCCUGAAGGAAAAGCCCAGAAUCCAUGGGAGUGAUGAUGGGCCCAGCGGAGCUGUGGGGAAGCCCCUGUUUCUGCAGCAGUUAGAAGACCACCUGAGGAGGGAGCUGCAGGACUUCAACCCAGAACUGCCCAGAGCCCAGGAGCGGAAACUACAGGCAUACCGGGAUGUCUUUGACUACUUCAUUGAGGAUUUCAGAACCUACAAGCCACUGCUGUGUGCCAUCAAAAAUGAAUACGAGAUCACUUUAGCGUACCUGCGGGAUCAGAUCCGCGAGCUGGAGCCGCUGCGGGCGCAGCUGGCGAGGUUGGCGGAGGAGGGCGAGCAGCGAAUCAUGGCCCUGCGCGAGGAGGAGAAGGCGGAGAUCACAGAGCUGAAGCGAGAAUGCCAACGCCUCCUCACGGUCAUCAGCACCAUGCGGGAGGAGCAGAACGGCCUGCAGGCACAGGUGAGUCGUCUGCAGGAUGACCUUCGUACUCAGUACCUGGCGUACCGGCAGGAGCACGAUGCCCGAAAUCUGCUCAUCGACAGAAUCAACAGCAUGGGCACGGUGAAGGAGCAGGAGAAGCAUGACGAGCAGGAGGAGGAGGACAUCCUGAAGCUGAAGCUGGCUCUGCAGGUGUGCCGGGAGGACAUGACCAAGGCGCAGGUGGAGCUGAACCGCGUGCUGGCUGAGUUUGGGGACGUGGUGCCCCGCAGAGACUGGGACGCUCUCGAGGAGACCCACCAGGAGAACCUGGUCAAACUGGAGACCCUGCAGACGGACUUUGAUAAGAUGAAGGCUGAGUAUGACAUGCUCCUGGAGGAACACAAACAGCUGGCACUGGAGCGGAGCAGCCUGCAGGAGGAGCUAGAGGGCCAUCAGAGCAGGGGCACCCCUCGGCCAGACUGGGAGAAAUGCGCAGACCUCUUUGGUGGUAGUGAAAAGUGGGCGGAGCUCUCAGAAGGCCAGUCCAGCCAGAAACUUCUGGAGAUCCUUCUGGAGCAGCUGGGGGGGGCUACAGACCAACAGGAGCAGGGUAUUGCAGAAGAUGUGCCAGCAUGCCUGCGGUAUGACGGGAAUUUGAAGGACCUGGGGCUGAGAAAGGCAGAUGCUGUCAGAGUCAUUAAGGAGGUCUGGAAAGAGAAGGUGGCUGAGGAUGAGCAGCGGGAGGAGAGCAGCGUCCUGGCCGAGUUUCUGCGCAGGCACCUGGAUAGACAGCAGGGCGCGAGGGCCGGGGACUGGGCCUACAGCCUGCUGCAGGCCUGUCGGCAGCACCACCAUGAUGAUAUCAUCGGCCUCUUCUUCGACAUCCUCACUGGGAAGGUGGAUGAGAGCUUGUACCACGGGCAGAUGCAGCUCCUGUCUCACCUGCUGAAGGAGCUGAUCCAGAGUGACCUCACAGAGAGCGGAGUUCUCAGCCCGCAGGAGUUCAGUGAGGCCUUGAAGAGGGCGUUUCCUCUGAAGGGAGAGCGAGAGAUUAAGGAGCUGCUGACAGCCGCCCAGACUGAACUGGGCAGCAGCAGAAACAUCACCUACCAGAGCCUCUACACCGAGGAUGCUGAUGGGAAGCACAGGGGCUUCCUGACUCUGCUGAAGAGGCAAGAGGCCGAGGAGAGGCGUCUCUACAUCAGCCAGCUGCAGGACCAGCUGGGAGGCAAAGGUGAGGUGGAUGCGGGCGACCUGAGGGCAGCUUUCAGGAGCGUGGACCCCACCCUGGAUGAGGCCACGCUGGGCCGCUAUCUGGGCCUGGCCUUCCCUCUGUCCUCCAGCCAGCAGGGGGAGGCAGCCACCCACCUGGAUACAAAUGUGGUUCUACAGCGCCUCCUGGUGGCCAAUGUGAAACGAGCAGGACCACCACCACAGAACUGA
Molecule: messenger RNA, 2090 nt
Organism: Megalops cyprinoides (Indo-Pacific tarpon)
Lineage: Eukaryota; Metazoa; Chordata; Actinopteri; Elopiformes; Megalopidae
Gene: tsnaxip1
Product: translin-associated factor X interacting protein 1
Exons: 16
Coding region: 15-2090 (691 amino acids)
Cellular component (GO): cytoplasm
Source: RefSeq, a predicted model, not a curated record